Molecule: messenger RNA, 2442 nt
Organism: Colletotrichum chrysophilum
Lineage: Eukaryota; Fungi; Ascomycota; Sordariomycetes; Glomerellales; Glomerellaceae
Exons: 2
Coding region: 1-2442 (813 amino acids)
Biological process (GO): carbohydrate metabolic process
Source: RefSeq, a predicted model, not a curated record
AUGAAGCUUACCACGCCACAUGCGCAAUGGGCCUCGUUCGUCAUUCUUGCGCCGCCGACCGUCCUGGCGGCAGUGCGCCCGCCCUUCAUCAAUCCGGAUUCCCUCCCCAAAGAGCCCGUCUUUAGAGGUCCUUGGGAGCGAUAUGUGAAGGCACCAGAAGAUAAGACUUACAUCGUCCCGUCCCGCAUCUGGGAUGUCGAGGGCAACAUCACGACAUCCCACCGGCCAGUGGAAGUUGGGGCGGCCGCGGCGCAUAUCUUGGAACACGGCGUCACAAUCGGUCCCGGCGGCUUGCUGACGCUGGAAUUCGAGGAAAACAUCUCUGGACGCGUCUGUUUCGAUGUUUCCUCUACCGGCAACGACCCCGAGAUCUUCCUAGCAUACUCCGAGUCCUCCCUGUUCGCCGGACCGCUCCCGGACACCACGACUGAGCAACGGGAACGAGACCUGCCCCUACAUUUCGAGUUCGACGGGAAUACCGGCACCGUAUGCGUGGGGAAAGACUUUAUAAGGGGUGCCUUCAAGUACCUCACUUUGCAAAUGCCGGAAUAUCCAGUUCUGCCAGAUGAAGUAAUUGUAAGGCAAGCUAGAGAUGAACAGGCCGUACUGGGAGGCGAUCAGGCGCCUUUGGACCCUGCCGAAAGGAACCCGUAUGACAAGCCGUGGGUGACGCUUAAGGGUCUCUGGGUGAACUGCACCGCAUUUCCUUCCCAGUCCAACGGUCGGGCCUACUCAGGAUACUUCCACAGCUCUAGCAACAUGCUUAAUCGGAUCUGGUACGCUGGUGCAUACACACUUCAGCUGUCUACCAUCGACCCCAAGGAAGGAUCAGCAAUCAUCGACUACAACCGUAACGUUGACCACAACGAAUCUCCGACUGGGUCUUGGUACUCCAAUUUCACCGUCGCGAACGGGACAGCGGUAACGACGGACGGUGCAAAGCGCGACCGCAUCGUCUGGCCAGGCGACAUGUACAUUGCCGUGCCGGGAAUCGCCAUGAGUACAUACGACAUGGUUGCGGUGCGCAAUGCUCUCGAUGUGAUCUAUGAUCACCAGUAUCAAGACGGCUCACUGCCGUGGGCGGGUCCCCCCCUGGGGUUUCGCGGAGAGUUUAGUGACACUUACCACUUACACACUCUGCUGGGCACGUACAACUAUGUCAAAUUUUCUGGAGAUGUGGAGUGGCUUGCAAAGCGCUGGCCAAAUUACCUUAAGGCUCUCAAUGUAAGCAUCGACAAGGUCGACCAUACCGGUCUUAUGCACGUCACUAGCGGCGCCGACUGGCUGCGCCCCGGCAUGACAGGCCAUAAUCUCGAAGCCAGCGCCAUCCUUAGCACGGUCUUGGGUAAGAGCGUCAAAUUGGCCAAAUGGCUCGGAGACGACAGCCCAGCGGCGCGGCCUCAUGGAGUAUGGACAGGACUGCGUAUCGUCAUGAACGCCGGACUCCAACAGCUGUUCUGCAAAGACACGGGCCUUUACUCGGACAACAUCGGCAGACGAAGCUGUAGGGGUCCAGAGCAUACCGACCCCCAGGACGGCAAUAGCUGGGCCCUCAUCUCAGGUGCAACACACUACUCUCGGGGGUUGGAAGUCUCUCGAAACCUACAGGCGCGGUGGACCAAGCAUGGCGCCCCUGCCGUCGAGUUUCCCAACGUCAUUUCGCCAUUUGUAUCUUCAUUCGAGCUCCUCGCACACUCCGCCGCCGACAACCACGAUGCGGCCGUGGAGCUGAUGCUACUUGAGUGGUCCUACUUGCUCGAAGGACCCGGAUUCACAAACUCGACGCUUGCUGAGGGAUUCCGCGUUGACGGCGGCAUACAGUACCCUGCGUAUUGGUCUGCUGCUCGCAAUUCUCACUGCCAUGGCUGGUCUUCGGGUCCUACGUCGGUGCUUACUAGCGAGAUUCUGGGUAUUCAACUCCUGGCUCCAGCAGGGACGGAAUGGACUGUUCGGCCGCAUCUAACGAAGUGGCUCGGCUUUGCCAGAGGCGGUUUCGCAACAACUCAAGGGGUUUUUGAAGUUAAGUUGAGCCGUGUGGUGACGUCCACAUCUUCAUCGGCCAGCUACCAACAAAAGAGGCGCCGCGGGCAGAUCAUUGAGAUCACCGCACCAGAGCGCACUACCGGUACAUUCGAGUGGGUUCCGUCUUCCACAAAGAUAGACGUCGAAGGAGGUCGGACGACGGCGUGGGUUGCCUGGGAGGACGACGGGCAGACACCCGGUUCGAAGGGCGUUGUAGAGCAACUCGACGUUGCCCUGGCCCGCGUCGAUCCCCCGAGCGAGGAGGAGUGGCACAGGCAGAGCUUCAUCUACCGCGACGACACACGGUUAGUCUACGACGAGUCGUUCCGUGAACCCGAGGUCGCCGAUCGGGAGGCCGGUGUGGUAGACUGGGAUGCGCUGGAAGCAAACUACGUCAAACCCCUGACGGAGAUGUUUUAG